Messenger RNA from Prunus armeniaca (apricot), 189 nucleotides. The record is from the annotation of a GenBank genome assembly. NCBI's taxonomy places the organism in Eukaryota, Viridiplantae, Streptophyta, Magnoliopsida, Rosales, Rosaceae.
AUGGACAUGAUGUUGAAUGUAUUAUGUGCUAACCAUGUGGUGAUGGUGGAGGUGGUGGUGAUGAUAGCGGUGGUGGUAGAGGUGGUGGUGGUGAUGGUGGUAGCAAUGGACGCAAAGGUGGUGGUGAUAGCAGUGGAGGUGAAGGUAGUGGUGGUGGUGGGUGGUGGGUGUUGGUGGAGGUGGUGGUGA